Maudiozyma barnettii is the source of this 3231-nucleotide messenger RNA. RefSeq names its product Nmd2p (gene NMD2). Gene Ontology annotation, biological process: nuclear-transcribed mRNA catabolic process, nonsense-mediated decay. NCBI's taxonomy places the organism in Eukaryota, Fungi, Ascomycota, Saccharomycetes, Saccharomycetales, Saccharomycetaceae. Gene Ontology annotation, cellular component: exon-exon junction complex; cytoplasm. The coding region runs from base 1 to 3231 and encodes 1076 amino acids. The record is from RefSeq and is a predicted model, not a curated record. The transcript is spliced from 2 exons. Gene Ontology annotation, molecular function: RNA binding; protein binding.
AUGAACAAUGAACAGAGACAAAAAUUGUAUGAAUUGAAUCUAAGGGCUUGGGAUGGAGAAGUUGUUUAUCCGUUAGUUAGCCAAAAGUUGGAUACAAGUAUAAAAAAGAAUACUGGGUUUAUAAAAAAACUGAAGAAGGGACUCACAAAGGAGAACAAAAGUUCAUUGUUAAAGGAUAUCGGCGAAAUAUCGUUGGAAAAAUAUCUAUCAGAAGUCAUCACCACCAUCAAUGAAGUUACAUCGAAUAUAUCUAAUAAGAAUGAAGAUAUUUUAACAGCUGUAGAGAUUAUAUGUGCCAUGCAUCAAAGAUUUAAUGUAAGAUUUACUAUACCAUUUUUUGAGUUAUUCUUAUCAAAUUUUGCAAAUCCAACAGAGCAAUUAUCUGAAAAGGAUGAGAAUUUCAGAAUCAGUAAACUAAAGAGUAAUUUAAAAAUUAUAACAGAACUUUAUUUGGUACAUGUGUUUAAAUCCAUUGAUAUUGUAGAGUCGAAAGAUAUGAUACCAUAUUAUCUCCAAAGAAAAAUACAUAGAAAGGAACCAUUUAUCUUUAGCAUUUUAAAGGAAAUGUUGAAUUACAAGUUCAAAAUGGGAUACACACUCAGUGUAGGUACACUGUUUGUUAAAAAUUUCUCACCUUUUUUUGAUAACGAUGAUACAUCAUGGGAUUUAUACAUCAUGGAUGACAACUUCAAAGAUCUAUUACACUCUUUAUUUAAAGCCUUUUCAGAGGCGGUAAUUACAAGGAUGACAGAUCUUACUAAAACAGUAACCAAGUUAAUGAAAGAACAUAAAAAAUGUCAAAUAAGAACUGGUAAGUUAAACGAUGAAUAUAUUGAAGAAUACGAUCUAUUAAUUCCUAUAUUAGAGAAAUUUAAAACAGCCACAGAAGUGUUUGCACCUAUUUUUAAUCUUGAAACUCCAGAAUUAGUAUCCCAGAACGUUGAAGAUGAGGAUGAUAAACCUUUAGAGUCCAUGAUAGUUACACAAGUAAUUCCUGUCAGUGAGCGAGUUUGGGAGAGUGAAGAUAUGAGGAUAUUCUACGAGGUUCUACCAAAUUUAGAUCAUAUUGUAAAACAUUUUGAGAAUACUGAAAGUAGUACAGGAAGUGAUACGACGAUUUUGAAUACGUUUUUCGAAGAUUUGAAACUAGUCGAAACAAAAGAAGAGAUGGAUAAUCUGAGUGAAAGUUAUUGGAAAAAAUCAUUGGAUAAUAAGGCAACUAGAAAUAGAUUAUUAAAAUUUUUUAUUGAAACUCAAGAUUGGAGCAAAAUAAAUAUAUAUGCUAGAUUUUUAGCAUCUAAUGCAAAAUAUAUGCCAGAAGUAUCUGAAGAAUUCAUAAAAUACUUAGAUAAUGGUUUCCGUCACCAAUUGCAUACGAAUAAGAUUAACGUCAAAAAUAUUAUAUUUUUUUGUCAUAUGAUCAAAUUUAAGUUAGUUCCAACCUUUAUGAUAUUUCAUAAGAUUAGAACUUUGAUUAUAAACCUACAAGUUCCAAAUAAUAUUGAAAUAUUGACCAUCUUUUUUGAGUAUUCAGGAAAAUUUUUGUUGAAUCAUCCAGAGUUUAAACCUCAUAUGGAAACUAUGGUUGAACUUUUAAAAACGAAAAUGAAGGAAAAGAAACUUACCAUGAAUUUCAAAGGUGCUCUUGAUAAUAUUUUGAGUUUACUUUAUCCACCUACUGUAAAAUCAUUGAACGAGGUAGAAUCAAAAGAAACAUCUCAGCAAUUAUUCUACCGUGUUCUAAUAAGGAGAGAGUUGGUACAUUUUGAUGAAAAACAGGUGUUAAUACUUGUCCGAGAGGCUGAUUGGAAUGAUAAAUGUAUUUAUCAAACAUUGUUUUCGUUGUUCAGUAAACCUGAAAAAAUUAGUUAUCAAAAUAUUCCCAUAUUAACCAAAGUACUUAGUGGGUUGUAUGUCUAUCAUCGAAACUUUGUAAUAGAAGUAAUUGACCAGGUGUUAGAAAAUAUUGAUGAAGGUCUUGAGGUUGAUGAUUUUAGUGAAAAUUUACGAAGAGUAGCCCAAGUGAGGUAUCUAACCGAGAUAUUUAACAUGGAAAUGGUAAAAUCAAAUGUCAUUUCUGAUGUGAUAUAUCAAAUUAUAAGAUACGGACACUUCCAUAAUACCCCGUCUCCAAAGUAUUUUAAUCAAUCGGACUUACCGAAUAAUUAUUUUAGAAUUCAACUUAUUUCUACUAUUUUAUUAAAUAUAGAGCGAUUCCCAAGAAUUUUUACCAAGGAAUUGGUUAAGUUACUACGUUUUUUUGAAUAUUAUAUUUUUACCAAAUCACAACCACUACCGAUGGGAACAAGAUUUAAAGUCGAGGAUGUAUUCACUGAAUACUCAAAAAAAUUAAAAUUCGAUAGAGCUGAAUCCUUGAUCGAGAGUGCCACAAUUUUCCAAUCUUUAAUUCAAUCAACUGCAAUAUCUACCGUUACUACACAUAAUAAAUCAGAUAUAAGGGGAAAUGUAACACCUAAGACAUUGAGUAAUGUCAAGUCAAGCUUAAAAGAAAGUGAAGAGGAAGAUGAUGAAGACGAUGAUGAAGACGACGACGAUAAUGACGAAGGGUUAUACUAUGAAGACGGUACUGAAGAAGACGAUGACACUGAUGAACGAAGAACCUCCCGUGACGGGACUAACCCACCUUUCUAUCUGGAUGAUGAAAACGAUGAUUUAUCUGCUGGUAGCACCAGUGAUUCAGAUGAUGAUAGCUCCAGUGAUGACUCAUCUGACUCUGAUUUUGAGUCAGAUGAAGAUUCCGACAGUAGCAGUGAUGAAGAAGACUUUGACGAUAUUGAAGCCGAUAGAAAUGCGGAAGUUAGACGCAUAUAUAAUGAAUAUGAAACCAGGUUACAAAGUGAAGAAGAAUGUAAAGCUCAAGAGGAGUUAGAAAAACAAUUUGAACAAUUAAUGGCAGAUUCUAUGGAUGAAAGAAAAAGUGAGAAAAGUGCUUCUAGUAACAUGCCUAUGAUAUCUUCAAUGAAUCAAACUGAGAGAAGCAAAACUAAGUUAUUAAAGAAACCCAUUAUCAAGACAAAGCAGCCAACUGGGAAGGAAAACGAAAAAGUCGCAUUUACAUUUUUAUCUAAAGCUGGGAAGAAAACGAGUAGUCGUGUUCUGGAACUUCCUGUUAAUGUCAAAUUUGUUAGUGGGGUACUAGAGGAAGAGGAAAAGAUCAAAACCGAGAGAGAAAAGAUUAAAAAAAUUGUACUACAACAAUCUUUCGACUAA